GAAGGAGAGUGAUGGCUGGUGUGACAAGCUCUUCAGCCUUCGUAAUCAAACAAAAAUGGUUGACCUGCUUCGAGUCUCCCUCUUUGGUUUCUCUGCUAGUAAUUAAGAGACUGUGUAUUCCACAAGCAUUCAUGCACACAAGAUCAUGCUUUUGAUGAAUUCAGCUGUCAGCAGAAGACAAGUUCAACUUCUUCAAGCAAGUCGUCUCUUAGCAUUCUAAAACCUGAGUUCCAAUCUGUCUUCUUCACUCUCGUCCUUCGUGAUCGAGUAAAUAUGGAGCUGCUUUAUGUUGGCAAAGUCCUUCGCUCGAAUAUAACAGGAUUAUCAUCAACAUAAUAGUCCUAUUUCGAACUGCACAAGGAAAAGUCGUUAUGGUGUCAACUUGAUCAGUGUGGAAUCCAUGGAAUCUGAGACUACGACAGAUCCGUAGCCAAAUUUCCAAAGUUCAGCAAUCCAAUCACUCUCAGUGCAGCUCUCCCAGUCAUCGCAUAGUUAAUUCAUUGAUUCGAGACACCUUCCUCUCCUCCUCCUCCUAUAUCGAGAUUCAGUUAUCAGUUGGUCUGCGCCCCAACGUACUCUCGAGGGAAACGGCGGGGAAGAGCUGACGAUGGACAACUACGAGAAGGGAGUGGCAGAGCAGGAGGAGGGAGGAGAGGGGACGGCGGUGGAGCGGGCGUUCGAGUGGCAGCGGGUGCCGCCGUUGCGGGAGCAGCUGACGGCGCGGGCGCUGGCGGUGAGCUUCCUGCUCUCGGUCAUGUUCAGCGUGAUCGUGAUGAAGCUGAACCUGACCACCGGCAUCAUCCCCUCCCUCAACGUCGCCGCCGGCCUACUCGGCUUCUUCUUCGUCAAGCUCUGGACCAAGGCCCUGCAGCGCGCCGGCCUCCUCCGCACCCCCUUCACCCGCCAGGAGAACACCGUCAUCCAGGCCUCCGUCACCGCCGCCUCCGGCCUCGCCUUCAGCGGCGGCUUUGGAAGCUACCUGUUUGGCAUGAGUUCAGUGAUCGCCAAGCAAGCAACAAAAUUAAAUGAUUCACAGAAUAUAAAGGACCCAAAUUUAGGAUGGAUGAUCGGGUUCAUGUUUGUCGUCAGCUUUCUUGGGCUCUUUACUCUCGUUCCCCUCAGAAAGAUAAUGAUUAUUGACUACAAGCUGAUCUAUCCAAGUGGCACUGCAACUGCGUACCUCAUCAAUAGCUUCCAUACUCCUCAGGGUGAAAAGCUGGCCGGGGAACAAGUAGGGACGUUAUGCAAGUCCUUUGCCUGUAGCUUCCUAUGGGGAUUCUUUCAGUGGUUUUAUUCGGCUGGGAAAGACUGCGGAUUCAGAGCAUUCCCUACGUUCGGUCUUAAAGCUUAUGAGAACAAGUUUUACUUCGAUUUUUCUGCAACCUAUGUUGGAGUUGGAAUGAUCUGCCCACAUAUUGUGAACCUAUCUCUGCUCCUGGGAGCCAUCCUUUCAUGGGGAAUCAUGUGGCCUCUUAUAAGCAAUCAAAAGGGCCACUGGUAUCCAGCAGAUGCUCGACCAGACAACCUCCAUGGGUUGCAGGGUUACAGGGUCUUCACAGCCGUUGCCUUAAUUCUAGGAGAUGGCCUCUACAACUUCCUCAAGGUCUUACGUCGAACCACAUCCUCCUUCAUUUCUGCUGUGCUCAAAGGCCUACCCAUCUCGGAUGAUGAACGUGCCCCGAAAAAUCUUGCCAUCUCGUUUGAUGAUGAAAGGCGAACCGAGGUGUUCGUCAGAGAUCGCAUACCUCCGUGGGUAGCAUAUGGAUGCUACGUCGUAAUCGCCACCCUCUCCAUUUCUACGGUUCCUCUCAUCUUUCCUCCGCUCAAGUGGUACCAUAUCUUGGUCGCCCAUGUCUUCGCCCCAGUAGCUGCUUUCUGCAAUGCCUAUGGCUUCGGCCUCACAGAUUGGAGUCUGGUAUCCACCUAUGGGAAGCUUGCCAUUUUCGUGUUUGGAGCUUGGGCAGGCGCCGACCAUGGCGGUGUGCUUGCAGGCCUUGCGGCCUGCGGCCUCAUGAUGAUUGUCGUCGCCACUGCUUCAGAUCUCAUGCAGAACUUCAAGACCGGAUACCUAACACUAGCUUCUCCCAGGUCGAUGUUCGCGAGCCACGUCAUCGGCACUGCCAUGGGUUGCGUGAUCGCUCCCUGUGUUUUCUGGCUUUUCUACAAGGCCUUCGAUGACAUCGGCAGUCCCGGCAGUCAAUACCCAGCACCUAAUGCUCCCAUCUACCGCGACAUGGCGAUCCUCGGAAUUGAUGGCUUCUCGUCACUUCCAAAGCACUGCCUCUCUCUCUUCUACUUGUUCUUCGCGCUCGCUAUCGCCAUCAACUUGGCGAAGGACGUGUCGCCCAACAGGAUAGCAAGGUUUAUCCCAAUCCCAAUGGCGAUGGCUAUACCUUUCUACAUCGGAGCAUCCUUCGCCAUCGACAUGUGCAUCGGAAGCGUGAUACUGUACGUGUGGACAAAGAUGAACAAGGGCAAGGCGUCUGCGUUUGGUCCUGCCGUGGCCUCCGGUUUGAUCUGCGGCGAUGGGAUGUGGGGUGUCCCUCAAGGAGUGCUUGCUCUGGCUCAGGUGAAUCCGCCAAUGUGCAUGAAGUUUGUCCAUGGAGAAUGAAUGGCCAAGAAGAUGUUCGCAUCGUCACCUUAUCUCCAACUUUCCUCCUCGGUGGCAAACGAGAACGAAACAGGACACACAGUGGAUUUCCAUCCCAUCCAUAUAUCCACUGAAUUCGCCUGUGUUCAUCAGUCUCAUGUAUAUAUUAUAUAUCAAAUAAGGUUUUGAACUUUCAGUAUUUGAUAUACAGGUGUGACAUAUCACUAUUAGAUGAAUAUAAAUAUUUACCUCUUAUUUUUC
Molecule: messenger RNA, 2851 nt
Organism: Musa acuminata AAA Group (dessert banana)
Lineage: Eukaryota; Viridiplantae; Streptophyta; Magnoliopsida; Zingiberales; Musaceae
Product: probable metal-nicotianamine transporter YSL12
Exons: 6
Coding region: 608-2611 (667 amino acids)
Cellular component (GO): membrane
Molecular function (GO): oligopeptide transmembrane transporter activity
Source: RefSeq, a predicted model, not a curated record